This is a messenger RNA of Microtus ochrogaster (prairie vole), 3370 nucleotides long. It is a transcript of the gene Rmp64, whose product is annotated as ribonuclease MRP subunit p64. NCBI's taxonomy places the organism in Eukaryota, Metazoa, Chordata, Mammalia, Rodentia, Cricetidae. Gene Ontology annotation, biological process: positive regulation of Notch signaling pathway. The record is from RefSeq and is a predicted model, not a curated record. Gene Ontology annotation, cellular component: nucleus.
CUGGGACGUGAAAGCAAGGCUGGCCCUGGUUAUCGCCUGCAGCUCCUAAUCCUCACACGCUGCCUGGGGUCCAGUGCUGUCCCCAAGCACCCUGGCUGCGGACCUCGCUCUUGUCUCUAAAAUGGAGCUCGUUUUCCCCAUGCCGGGCGAGAGAGUUCCUCGGGUUCCUCGGUUCUUCUCGAGGAAAGCAAUUUCAGUUCCGAGACACUUUUAGCGAUUUUUUUUUUUAACAAAACAAGAACUCUCAAAGAUAAUGGUGGAAGCUCAGUGGGGUCUGUGUUGUGAGUUUUAAUUAAGUUUGUAUUAAUAUGACGUGGAAGGACCUUUGCACUGCAGCUGUCCUUAAAGGAUGCCAUCUCGUCACAAAGUCACUGAAGAGCCAGACUUUAGAUGUGGAAGUCGAUGUGUUGUGCUCCGUGCUCUACAGCAAUCAUAACAGACUGAGCCGCCACAAGCCGCAUUUGGCUCUCCGACAGGUAGAGCAGUGCUUAAAGCGUUUGAAAACCAUGCACCUGGAGGGCUCAAUUGAAGACCUGUCUCAGUUGUUGUCUGCCAAUGAAACGCAGUCUGGAGCCACCAAAAACUGUGUCGUCCCCAGCCAGCCGGUAGUGGAGGUGGUGCUGAUGAAGGUUUUGGGAGGCUGCAAGUUGUUACUGCGCUUGUUGGACUGCUGCUGCAAGGCAUUCCGGUUGACUGUGAAGCACUUAGGACUGCAGGAAUUCAUUAUUCUGAACCUUGUGAUGAUCGGGCUGGUGAGCAGGUUAUGGGUUCUUCAUAAGGAACUUCUAAGGAGGCUGAUUUCCUUAUAUGAGCCGCUGCUCAGAUUGCUUCAGGAGGUCUCCAGGAUUCAGCCCAUGCCUUACUUCAAAGAUUUUUCCUUUCCCUCCGAUGUUACAGACUUUCUAGGGUCACCUUACAUUGAACUCUUUAAGGAAAAAACUCCUGCAGCUUUUGCCACUAAAGGAGUAACUAAGUUGCUAAAUAAACUGUUUUUAGUGAAAGAACAGCUACCAAAGAGCAAUGAAGACACUCUAGAUAAAAUUUCCAAAUCAUCUGAACCAAUGAAGAGCAGUCUGCAGAGUGGUGUGGACCUGGGACAGCCAGUGAGAAUGACUAAAAGGACCAAACACGAAAAACCAUCAGGAUUUGACGUGCGGGCUUUCUGCACGAGGCUGCGAAACAAGGCUGCUCAGGAAACCAGCCCUGAGUUUAAGUGCUCUCAAUCCAAAUUUAAGACAAGCAAACUGUCCUCUCAGAAACCGAGAAGAGCUCCCUGGGCUAACAGUAUUGUGCAAAGAAUUCGUGUGACCAAGACUUUCGCCCAGCUUUCUGAAGAAAUCCAAACUGCAGUCGUGUGGUGCCGGAGCAGAAAGCUCAAAGCUCAGGCUGCCUAUCUGGGCAGCAAGCUUCUGAAGAGCAACAGGCUGAGACACGUGGAAGCUCAAGGCUAUAGUUUGCCAAAGAAGCUACAGUGCAUGAAAACAUCUCUUUGUAAGUGCCUUCUUCGAGGCUCCAUUACCAGCACUUCAAAGUGUCCUCCUAGACAAAGAAGAUCAAAGCAUAAAGUUUUAUCGAGACAAAGGAAACCGCAGAGAAAGUUGCAGUCAAGUCUUUUAAAGGAAACUCAGAAGGUCCCUGAAGGGACUCUAAAGAGCACUAGGGACACCAAUGCUAAGAGGAGCCGUUCAGGUGGGACAGUUCAGAGGACAGAUGUCUGUCCUAACAAAAAGGAGGUCUUGAGAAGACUUUCAAAGCCCGUUCUAAAAACAAAGGAGAUGGGGAUCCAUGGGAAUGUCACAGCAGGCAGUGGAAAUGAAACCGGUCUGUGGACAGAGAGACAAACACACACAUACAGUAUGCGAGAAACUGCUAAAGAGGCAGAUGACAUUGAUGAUAUUUUUGCUUUGAUGGGAGUUUAGAUGUGCAUAUAUCAAACUUCUGAGCAGUUGACAAGCUGGUUUGGUGUUCUGCUGUUUUAAGUGGAACACUGCUUGGGCCAGGAGCUUCUGUGCAGCAUUCCACAGGAGCGCAUGCCUGCCAGUCCAAUAAAGUUACAGUAGCUCUGUGUCAGCUAAUCAGUGUUUACUUGGCAUUGACUCUACAGGGUGUGAAAUAUGAUGAAAAGUCCAUAAUAGUCUGUCCCUGAAUAAUACACCUUCUUGACUGAAGCAAGUAGGUGUCUGAAAAUUAGAUGCUUAUGAUUUACUAGAGAGGUAAGGUUCACAAAAUCUUUUGUAUCUGAGGGUAAACAGGAAACAAGGUUGGAGAGUAGUAAGGAAGCACCAUAAAGGUUCACUUGGCCUCACUGGCCCCAUUCCUUUUAAAAAGUCUUUACAGUGUGUGUGUGUGUGUGUGUACAUGUGUGUGGAUAUCAGAGGAUCACUGGUGGGAGUUGAUCUGCAGGUCCCAGGGUUGAAUUCAGUGUCAGGCUUAGCAGCACGUGUGUCUACCCACUGGACCAUCUCAACUGCCCAGGUUCUUCUCUUGAAUAACAAUGUGUAUAUGCAGUAUAUGCUGUUACUAAAAUGAAUUAUCAAAAUAUUUGCCAUUACUCAAAUGGAAAAACUAUUAUUUAAUCUUCAUUUUGUCACUGUAACUCUUAAGAGGAUAUGUUACAAGGCUUUUGGAAUUUUUUUUUGUUUCUAAGGGAUGCAAAAAUGUAGGUGAGUGUAUGCCAGGAAUAAGGCCCAUCAGAAAUUUGCAACCUGGUAUCAGUGCUAUCACCUGACUUUGUACAUAUCAGUACAACUGCUCCCGGACAUGAUGGUCAUGGGAAAUCUGCUGGCCUUCAACUCCUCCAGGCCAGAAAGGGUAACUUAAGUAUGUAGCUUUGUGUGUGUGUAUGAGUGUAUGAACCUCUGGGUUUAGACAAGCUACAGGAACUGCUUGGCACUUGGGUACGUGCAACUAGGAAGAUGAAUAUACCUGCUUCAUCCUCUGGUCAAAGAAAGCCCAAGGUUUUGUUUGUUUUGGUGGGAAUGGAACGUAGUGCCUCAUAUCUGCUAGGCCAUGGCUUUACCACUGAACUACAUCCUCUUGAACCAGAAAUCCAUGUCUCGAGGCUGCUCACAACGUCCUUCCAUACCAAGUACCAGUGUCUGUGGUGGCCAGGCAUGCGGGGCAAGCUUUCCUUCCUCAGCACUCCUGUUCCCUUCAUCACCUCACAAGAAUGCUACAGCUUUGACAGAGCCCUGCUCCUGGCAGAAGGAUGCCUUUGAAUGUAAUUCUUUUAACACCUGUUUGCUUUGUGAAAAAAAUUUAAAAAAAAAUUAUUUUUGGCUUCAAAUACUGCUAGUUAGGAUAAAAUAGACUAACUUUAUCAAUUAUAAAACAGCUGAAAUUUUUCCUAUUGAGUUUUUUUUUUUUUUUU